GACUCGCUCUUCAAUUCCUUCACCUGUACGUGAACGGCCAUUUCUCUCUCUCUCCCUCAUCUCGCUCUCUCUCCCCUCAAUCAUUCCUCUUCCUCGGAUCGGCGAGUUGAGAAAACCGAGAUCUUUCGGGCAAAUUAUGGCGGCAGAAGACAAACACGACAGCCACCGGAGCGAGGACGGUGACGAAUCGAGUCCGCUUUUGGAGGGAAACGACGGUAAGAUGGGCUCCGAUGGCCAAACGAAGGCUGUAGCUCCGGCGACGGAGGGAUACAGUUGGACGGCGGAUGGGCUACCGCUGAGCCAUGGAAGCGUGAUGGGCGAGCCCGUCGAGAGGAACCAGUGGGAUUCGGGUCUCUUCUCUUGUCUUGGUCGCAAUGAUGAGUUCUGCAGCAGCGAUCUCGAAGUUUGUCUUCUUGGAAGCGUGGCUCCAUGUGUGCUAUAUGGAAGUAACGUGGAGAGACUCGGAUCCGCUCCAGGGACCUUCACGACUCAUUGCUUACCGUAUUUCGGAUUGUACCUAAUGGGUAAUUCUUUCUUUGGCUGGAAUUGCCUUGCUCCAUGGUUCUCUUAUCCUAUCCGUUCUGCAAUUCGCAGGAAGUUUAACCUCGAGGGGAGCUUCGAGGCACUGAACAGGUCGUGUGGUUGCUGUGGGAGCUGCAUAGAGGACGAGAUGCAAAGGGAGCAUUGUGAAACCACAUGUGAUUUCAUGACACACGUGAUGUGCCACACGUGUGCCCUUUGCCAGGAAGGUCGGGAGCUUCGACGGAGGCUGCCUCACCCUGGCUUCAAGGCUCAGCCCGUUGUGGUCGUGGUCCCUCCUCCCGAUCAAACCAUGGGCCGUCACUGAGAGAAUUUGUCCAUUGUUUGUCUAUGUAAUACAUACAUCUGUUUAAGAAAGUGUCCUAAUGUUCGAACCCUGUGGGUUAUAUGAUGUCUGAAUAAAACUCUGGUGGGUGGGUUUGGUCUGUGUUCUUUCUCAUGAAAAGAAACGCUAUAUCUUUAUUUGUUUCGUUAUGUUGUCGCCUCGAUUUGUGAUA
This is a messenger RNA of Tarenaya hassleriana, 1037 nucleotides long. Its product is annotated as cell number regulator 8. The transcript is spliced from 3 exons. The record is from RefSeq and is a predicted model, not a curated record. NCBI's taxonomy places the organism in Eukaryota, Viridiplantae, Streptophyta, Magnoliopsida, Brassicales, Cleomaceae. Bases 137 to 847 code for a protein of 236 amino acids.